AUGGAACUCUAUUUAAAAGAAUUGAUUGAUGUACAUAAAAAGAACAAUAAUGUCUACAUUUACGUUGAUUUUCGUGGUGAAACACUUUUAUUCAACGCAUGUGAUAUUAAAAAAUAUAGUGAAAUAGAACAACGUCAAAUAAUUGAACGUUUCUUUUUUAAAUACAUCGAUUUAAUAUCCGAUCCAAUAUUGUUUGAAAUAAUUCUUGAUCAUCUCUAUGCUGGAGAUUAUAUUUUUCUUUCUGCAAAUACGAAAUCUUAUCUAUUUGAAACACUUGAACUUUGUCCACCAAAACAGUAUCUUUCAUGGAUAUAUAAAAUUCUUGACAAUGAAGGAGAAAUGUCGAAAAUUAAUAUUCAAGCAUUUACAACUUAUGUUGAUAUGAAACGAAAACGUGGUUUAACAAAUGGAGAAAUACGUUAUACAAUGGUAUGUGAAUCAUCAACAACAUUGUUGGAAUUGAUUUUAAGUAAAGUUUAUCGCGAUCGUUUAACAUCAAAACAAACAUGGUUAGCAAUAUUUCGGCUAAAACAAGCUUUAUCAAUGACAAGUUUACAAAAAGAUAUGUUUAACGAAUGGCUUGGUGUUGUUUAG
This is a messenger RNA of Rotaria socialis, 594 nucleotides long. Lineage: Eukaryota; Metazoa; Rotifera; Eurotatoria; Philodinida; Philodinidae. The record is from the annotation of a GenBank genome assembly.